AUUUACAUAGUUACAAUUUUUACUAUAUAAAACUUUAUAUGUAUAAUAUUUUGCAAUUAUUUCGCAUGUAGUAAUGUCUAAUUGGACUGGAAAUAUCACAUCCUUUUGUUAAGGAUGUUCCACUCUUAUAGGUUUUAUUCAUUCCUGUUUAAAUCAAACAUUCCAUAUUCAAUUAAUCUCAUUAGAGUAAAUCUUCCAAAAACAAUUUAUACCCAAAAUGUUUCCUUUUCUUCUUCAUUAAACAAUCUAGGUAACGCCGAGGAAUCUCCCACAUACCUUGAUGAUUCUUCUCCAAAUGAUACUCAUUCUUCGGAAAAUGAACAUACAACACAUUUACAUUCUGAAGAUUGUUUAGUUGAUGAGGAAAUUAGUGGAUUGGCAUCACCAUUUUCAGCUAUGUGUUGGCAUAAAGGCCCAUAUUCAGAUUAUUUUUCAGAUGAUAACACAGAUCAUGAUUCUUCGGUAAAUUAUGGGAAUGAGUUUACAUAUAGUUCUGGAAAUAAUCAAAUAUCUACACAGCCUAAUCUAACAGAUGAAAUGGACCAUUUAUUGUCUGUUGAAAGGAAGGAAAAGGACAGGGUAAGGUUACUUCUUGAAAGAAAUAAACCACUAAAAAUCGACCAACAAAUCAAAGAUAAACAACUUGCAAGUAAGGUCUCAACUCUUAAAUUGUUAUCUAUAUCUUCAAAGAUAGCAUCUAGAAGACCAUCCAGUGCGAAACCUCAGCUUGAUGUAUCAAAUUACCUAAAGGAGAAAAGAUACCAAAAAUUGUUAUUAAAGGACACAAAUAACUCAUAUAAGGGUAAAGAACAUAAGAAUAAUCACAGAAAAGAAACAAGUAUUGAGACUAUAAGAGUUUUAGAUGUGGACAGGUUACCAUUACCAAUACUACAUCACAUGCUGUGCUACACAUUAGUAAAAAACAUUCCUGCUGAAAACGUCUUGAAGAUAAUCUCAAAUAUUGCAAGUCUAAGGGACAAAAAUAAGCACAUUUGUUACAGAAACUUGUUUAGACUGGCAAUUUUUCACUCAAGCCCAGUUUGUGCGCCUGAAAUAAUCGCAGCGUUGACCAGGUCCUACCAGAGCAUAAGCAUACCCUUCAUGGUAGACUAUGUUAGGAAAUACGGCACUUUUUCAAGAAAGUUUCUUGCAAAUUUAAUUAAUAGGUAUUCAGAUCCCUUUCCUCUUGAUUUCCUAAGAUAUGAGAGUCAUUCUAGAAACUUACCAAUGAUCUUAACAAGGCCUUCAUCUCUAAUAAGUUAUGUUAACUUGUUGAAAAACUGUUCGGCAAAACGUUUCAUGUAUUUAAGUCUUUUAAACUAUGGACAUGUACCAAACACUCAAAAGUUUGAUAAAAUUCAUGCGUAUGGCACUAUGGAUUACAAGUUAAGUGACGAGAUUCUAUCAUUUGAGAAGUUACUUGACGAAAAUAUUUUAAUAUCCGAUAACAAGGAAGACCCAAACAGGCCAAAGAUUUAUGAUAAGAUUUUAGAGCUUCAGCAUUCCGGUGAAUCAAAUUUAGAGGAUUUGGAACUCGAACCUCAAACACAUGAACCCUCAUCAACAAACUUACAAUUUAUAAAAGUACUAGGUCAACAAGAAGACAUCUUUAAAGAUACUCAUAAAACUCAUAAUUUCAACCAGGGUUAUAGGGAUAUAGAUGACACUAUCCCUAGGGAUGGUAGUCAUAUAUCUUGGUCAUUACCCUGGGGGCUUAAAAGAGAUGUUUUUCAUUACAGAGGGAAAUCUUACAAACUGGACCCACAAAGUGGCUGGAUAAGUGUAAAGUCUAACGUGAGAAUAAAUUAUCUAAAGAACGUGAAGAUGAAUAAGAGGAAGAGGGAAAGAAGGCUCAUGAGGAUGCGAGUGACUAAACAGGCUAAACUAAGAGUUUUAAGUACCUUGUAAAUUAAUUUAAAUUAAAUUAAUA
Theileria parva strain Muguga is the source of this 1930-nucleotide messenger RNA. RefSeq lists its product as uncharacterized. The transcript is spliced from 3 exons. The coding region runs from base 115 to 1908 and encodes 597 amino acids. The record is from RefSeq and is a predicted model, not a curated record. Lineage: Eukaryota; Apicomplexa; Aconoidasida; Piroplasmida; Theileriidae.